GGCACGCUGGAGUCGGAUGAGGACUACUGUGUGUGCUUGCUGCGGUCUUCGUUCGAUGCAGCGCUCGCGUCGUUCCCUGGUGGCGAGCUGGCAUCUGCAGACCGGGCGCUGGCGCGAGCGAACUGGGCGCCGGGUGAUGACGUGGACGGCGACGUCUUCCUCGGCCUACGUGUCGGAGCCAUCCGCAGCACCUUCGAGAGCACGGGCAUGAUGCUCGCCGCGAGCCCACCGCCGAGCUUCGCCCGCCAGGAGCUGCAGAAGAUCCUUGUGCGAGAAGGGCCGAUGGCCUUCCACGCGUUUCUGGAUGACUGGGGCAUCAGCCUGCGGCCUGGCGACGUCGAAGAGCUGGCCUGGCUGUACAUCUCCAGGGCCCUGCAGACGGGGCCCCCGGGGCCCGUGCCCGACCUCUGGGGCGAGGGCACCAGCCCGCCCGAGGAGCACGUCUUCCUGGCGCGCGUGCCAGAGGCGCAGGAGCUGUGCUGGACGGCGGCCCUGCCAGCGGAGCGCUUCUCGGGCAUCCU
Messenger RNA from Prorocentrum cordatum, 521 nucleotides. The record is from the annotation of a GenBank genome assembly. NCBI's taxonomy places the organism in Eukaryota, Dinophyceae, Prorocentrales, Prorocentraceae.